This is a messenger RNA of Vidua macroura (Pin-tailed whydah), 3393 nucleotides long. Its product is annotated as scaffold attachment factor B1-like. Bases 74 to 3100 code for a protein of 1008 amino acids. Gene Ontology annotation, cellular component: nucleus. The record is from RefSeq and is a predicted model, not a curated record. Gene Ontology annotation, biological process: regulation of mRNA processing; regulation of transcription by RNA polymerase II. Gene Ontology annotation, molecular function: sequence-specific DNA binding; RNA binding. Lineage: Eukaryota; Metazoa; Chordata; Aves; Passeriformes; Viduidae. The transcript has 21 exons.
CCGCGUGACGUCACCGCCGCUCCGGAGUUGGCGGCGCCGCGGCGCGCGCGGCCUGUCCGGGCCCCCGGCGCGCAUGCGCGCUGCGCCUCCCUCCCUUUCCCGCCCCCUCGCUCUCCCCCGCGCCCCGGGUCUCCUCCAUUUUGUGCUGCGGCGGCGGCUGCGGCUCCCCCGCCUCGCUCCCGCCUCACUUUCACCCGCCUUGCCCCGCGCGAGCCAGUCCAAACCACGGCCCAUGGCGGAGAGUCACUCACCGGCCGGGCUGGCGGAGUCUGCGUCCCUGGCUGGGCCUGGCGUCCCCGGUUCGGAGUCGGAAAGCCGGCGGCGGCCGCUGAGCGAGCUGCGCGUGAUAGACCUGCGGGCCGAGCUCAGGCAGCGCAACUUGGACAGCGGCGGCAACAAGAGCGUCCUCAUGGAGCGGCUGAGGAAGGCUAUUGAGGAGGAAGGAGGGAAUCCUGAUGAAAUUCCAGUGGUUUCAGAAAAUAUCAUGAAGAAAACUCCAAAAAGGAGCAGCAAAGGACGUAGAGCAGACGAAGAGGGAGUGGAAGACAACGGCCUGGAGGAGGAUUCUGGAGAUGGACAGGAUGAUCUUGAAGCAAGUUUGGAUAACUUGCAGGAUAUUGACAUGAUGGAUAUUAGUGUGUUAGAUGAAGCUGAAAUAGAUAAUGGCAAUGCAGUAGAUUGUGGAGAUGAUUACAGUGCCCAUAAUAUUCUUGACUCGCUGUCUGAUAGUAAAGAAAAUGCUGAUGCAGAAGUGAAAGAACUUCCAGAUCAGCCUACAGAGUAUGCUGUAGGUAACUUGGAGGCAUCCCCACAAUUUUCAGAAAUUAAAGAAGAAUCAAGAGAAAUACCAAUAGUGAUGGUAGAGUUUGAAGAUGUUGGGAACAGUUUAGAUGCUUCUUCAUCAGAUUUAACCGUAAUAAAGGAACUUGAAGAGUUACCUUUGGAGCCAGAAAAUGAGAAAAUACUCGACAUUUUGGGGGAAACUUGUAAAUCUGAGCUACUUAACGAAGAACCUCCCGAAGCGGAGCGGCCGCGUGCGCAGGAAGCCAGUAACGCGGGGCCAGGCAAGAGGCUGGCUGAGGAAGAGGACGCUCUCGCUGCCGCUCAGCUGGAGGAAGAUGCUUUAGCUUUGGACAGCAAAUCGGCCCAAGCUUUGGCAAGGAAGGAAGCAAAGCGUUUAGUGGUAGCAAAAGGGGAGACAAGUGAACAGAGCCCCGAGGAAGAGGCCCCGGACUCUGAAGGUGUAGUGGUAGAGACCCUAAGCGAUCAGAGUAGCAAACGCUCCCAAGGCCUGGAAGCCUCUAGUGGGGAGCCAGCGGAGAAAGGCGCAGGUGCCGAAGCCAGAGAUAGCAAAGAAGAUGGCAAGAGAGCAGAAGACAAAGCUAAUUCUGAGGAAUCUUCCCCUGCCACUAAAGAGUCCUCAGCCAGUGAGGGCGGUGAUCAGAAAAAGAGCCCUGUUGAAGACAAAGAUACAAAGGCAGUCACAAAAGAUGAGAAAGGUCGUGUGGGGAGUGGUUCUGGCAGAAAUUUGUGGGUUAGUGGACUUUCCUCUUCCACUAGAGCUACAGAUUUGAAGAACCUUUUCAGCAAGUAUGGAAAGGUGGUUGGUGCAAAAGUGGUGACAAAUGCUCGCAGUCCUGGUGCUCGCUGCUAUGGCUUUGUGACAAUGUCAACAUCUGAGGAGGCCACCAAGUGUAUUAAUCACCUCCACAGAACAGAGCUGCAUGGUAAAAUGAUUUCUGUGGAAAAGGCAAAAAAUGAACCAGCAGGAAAAAAGCCUUCUGACAAAAAGGAAGGUGAAACAAGGAAGGAAAAAGACAGGCACCAUUCUGCAGAAUCCAAAUCUGAGAAGUCUGUUGGUAUUAAGAAGGAGGAGAAGAUUGACAAAAAAGAUGAUGCUAAGAAAUCCGAGAAAGAUGAAAAAGAAGGAAAAGAAAAGGAUGAACAAAAGACUGGAUCUUCUGAUAGAUCCAGGGCAAGCAAAUCAGCAAGUCGAGGAACAGAAAGGACAGUGGUAAUGGAUAAAUCUAAAGGAGAGCCAGUUAUUAGUGUGAAAACCUCUGCAUCAAAAGAGAGGAGCACCAAAAGCCAGGACCGCAAAUCGGAGAGCAAGGAAAAGCAGGAUAUUUUAUCAUUUGAUAAAAUCAAGGAGCAGCGGGAGCGGGAACGGCAGAGGCAGAGGGAGAGAGAAAUCAGGGAAACGGAGAGGCGCCGAGAGAGAGAGAGGCGAGACCGGGAGCAGCGCCUCGCAGCCAUUCACGAGCGGGAUGAGAGACAGAGGCUCCAGAGGGAGCGGGAACGGCUUGAAUUCCAACGGCAGCGCCUGGACAGAGAGCGCCUGGAGAGGGAGAGGCUGGAGAGGGAAAGGAUGCACAUAGAGCAGGAAAGGAGACGGGAACAGGAGCGAAUCCAGAGGGAGAGGGAAGAGCUGCGGCGCCAGCAGGAGCAGCUGCGCUAUGAGCAGGAGCGGAGAUCUGCCAUGAGGAGGCCUUACGAUCCUGACAGCAGGCGGGAUGACCCGUACUGGCCCGAGGCCAAGCGGCUGGCGCUGGAGGACCGGUACCACUCGGACUUCGGCCGCCAGGAUCGCUUCCACGACUUCGACCACAGGGACCGCGGCCGCUACCAGGAUCACUGCUUGGACAGGAGAGACUGUACAAGGGGAAUUCCAGAUCGAGAUGGGCAGCACUACCCAGACGAGCGGCACGGGGGGCCUGAGCGGCACUCCCGGGACAGCUGGGGUGGCUACGGCUCCGACAGGAGGAUGAGUGAGGGAAGAGGGAUCCCCCCACAGACCCGAGAUGGACGUGACUGGGGAGAUCAUGGUCGAAAGUUAGAGGGGCAUCAAGAUCGUACAUGGCAGGGAAAUGUGGAUGGAGGAGUGAUGGGACGGGAUCAUGAGAGAUGGCAAGGUGGCGAUAGAAGCAUGCCUGGUCAGUCAGGACCAGGCCAUGGGAUGACUCGAGGAGGGACAUCAGGGCGCGGAGGCUUCGCCGGGAGCCCGGCGCAGGCGCUGCCGGGCAGCGGGAUCCCAGCUGUGUUUGCAGGCCCCGAGAGGACGAGCAGGCCGAGCGAGCCCCGCUUCAGCCGCCGCUACUGACGGCUCGCUGUACAUAAACGUGGUUUUUAAACUGCCGCCUGACAGCGGGGGUGAGUUUUAUUAACCCAGGGUCACCUUGAGUUCGUGAUUCUAAAAAUGCCAGACUGCUGCUGCGCUGUAGCCAAAUACUGUGUCAACUUGGUUUGGGGUUUGUUGGUUUUGGUUUGGUUUUUUUUUUUUUUGUUUGUUUGUUUGUUUGUAAUGAACAUGGUGUUGGUCAAACAUCGCUUUUAAGUUUCUGUAAGUGAAACAUUCCAUUUUUCAAAAAUAAUAAAACCGGUUUAUGGCUACUA